Onthophagus taurus is the source of this 840-nucleotide messenger RNA. The record is from RefSeq and is a predicted model, not a curated record. NCBI's taxonomy places the organism in Eukaryota, Metazoa, Arthropoda, Insecta, Coleoptera, Scarabaeidae.
AAUGUUGUUCUUGUAACAAUCGCUUAUAGAUUGGGAGUAUUAGGAUUUUUAUCAUUAAAAGAUCCUAAUUUAAAGAUACCAGGCAACGCUGGUAUGAAAGAUCAAGUUAUGGCUUUAAAAUGGGUUCAAGAGAACAUAAAAAAUUUCGGUGGUGAUCCUGGAAAUGUAACAAUUUUUGGUGAAAGUGCCGGAGGGGCUUGCGUUCAUUAUUUAAUAAUGUCCCCAAUGGCUAAAGGGCUUUUUCAUAAAGCCAUCAUGCAAAGUGGAACCGUUAUGGAUCCUUGGACAAAAGGGAAACCAUUAGGGAUGGAGUUUUGUCACUAUUUAGACAUAGAUCCAAGUGAUGAAAAUGAAAUGUUAACAGUGUUGUUAAAAAUGCCCGUUGAAGAUUUACUAACCGCUCAACUAUCAAUGAGAGAUACAAUUCAAUGUGACACUUUAAGAUAUAUUGCCCCGGUUGUUGAAAAAUCAAAAAAAAACGCAUUUUUGAGUGAAGAUCCAAUCGAUUUAUUGAUACAAGGGAAAUAUAAUAAAGUUCCAAUUUUAAUGGGUUAUAACUCAAAAGAAGGAUUAGUUUGUGGGUAUUUACCUGGAGCGGUACCACGUGGAAAUAAUUUAGAAGAGUUCAUUCCUUAUAAUAUGCGUUUGGAUAGAGGCUCUCACUUCGCUAUGACUAUUGCAGCCAAAUUAAAAGAAUUUUAUUUUCCCAAUGACACCAACAUUUCAGGGGAUCCACUCUACGAUUUGUACACAGACACACUNAUGUCAGAUCUGCCAACAACGGAAAGUAUCCUUACAGAAUGUCUCCAAACGCGAGCAAGUAUAUAUAAAGCUAAUUAA